This is a messenger RNA of Drosophila rhopaloa, 3236 nucleotides long. Its product is annotated as mucin-5AC. The record is from RefSeq and is a predicted model, not a curated record. The transcript is spliced from 6 exons. Lineage: Eukaryota; Metazoa; Arthropoda; Insecta; Diptera; Drosophilidae. Gene Ontology annotation, cellular component: extracellular region. The coding region runs from base 442 to 2904 and encodes 820 amino acids. Gene Ontology annotation, molecular function: chitin binding.
UGUAGACUGUCACACAUAGGAGAUAGCUGAAAACGAUUCGUGCCAUCAUUUUGGUCUAUGGAAAAGCCAAAAACUUAGUGGAGACGGAUUUUGCACUGUGAAAUUUUGAUCAAUCGUAGAAACUUGAACAUUUGAUUACAAAUCCACGUGCCACUAUUCUUUUCUUUCUACAAUUUUUCCAAGAUGGGUGUGCUGCAAUUUGAUGUCAUGGCUGGUGGAGAACGCGCCCCUCGGCCACCAACAUAGUCCACUCAGCGUGUGAACGGCGCGUAUAGGUCAGGUUCAGCGGCGAGAUCGCUGCCGGAUGAAUGUCAGCUGCGACAGGAGGGCAGAAACGCAGUCGUGCGAUCCAUGUGAAAAUCGACAUUAACUAUCAGCUUAAUUGCUCAGGAUUACUUAUUGGAUAUCAUCCUGAUUUUGGAUUAUAAAAACUAAUACAACAUGAUGAGCAUAAACAAUGCAAUGAUUGCCUUCCUUUUGGCGACGACACUUUGCAGUGGAUGCGGACUUGCGCAGGCCCAGUUGCUCGACGAGGACGACGACCUGGCCUUCGGCAGACCCUGGCCCACCUACAGCCUGCAGAACAUGCCCAAGACGCAGUUCACCUGCCACGACAAGAUCUUGGGCGGCUAUUACGCCGACCCGGAAACCCAGUGCCAGAUGUUCCACGUCUGCGUCAAGCUGCCCGGAGUGGGGCUCCUACACCGAAGAGCUAAUCACUUUGUCCAACAGGUGCAAGACUACCGCUUCCUCUGUCCCAACACGACGGCCUUCGACCAGGAGCUGCAGAUCUGCGCCAACUGGGUGGACGUCGACUGCGACAAGGCGACGUCCUUCUACGACAACGGCCACCUCGACGAUCUCUAUCGCGCCGGGGACGAGAGCAAGUCGGCCCACGAGGAGGAGGCCACCUUCCACCUCCAACGCGCCGAAACGGGCGAUGCCCGCCGCUCCAAGGAGUACCACAACAACAGCAACAAUCGUGGCGUGGAGCAGAAACCACGUCUUCGCCACAAUUACGCCCAGACAGGUGGCAGCUCCAGUACCAGCUCCAGUCCCAAUUCGGAGAUCACGCAACCCACAAAGCGACCCAUUUCCACCUAUUACACGCCGACCACUUUGGCCAGCAGCCCGAAAACCAGCACAACCACCACAUCGACCACAUCCACGACCGAACGCAACUUUUACAACAACAAUUACAGCAACAAUUACAGCAACAAUGACGACUCCAAGCAAGACAUAGAUGAUAUCUUCAAGGGUUCCCACAGCUCGCACUUCUUCUCCAAUCGCCACGGAGGUCGGGAAUACGACGAGGAGCCUUCGCGACCCAAGCCCAAUGACCUGUCGGAUUACCAGCGCAAGACCACGCGGGUCACGCCCACUCGAGGAUUGCAGCGAUCCACCGCCGGCCCAAGUAGUUCCACCGUCCCCAGCACCGCUGCCCCCGGAACCACCAAGUCGCUGAAGAAGAUCACCCUGCACGCUACCUUCAACACGGACUUCCUGGAUAAUGCUCCCCACACCAAGAGUUCCUCCUACAGCGUGGUCACCACUCCGCGUCCCAGUAGCAGCAUCACCAGUCGCUUUAGCUUCGGCUCCAGUGAUUUCGGCACCCAGGAGAAGAUUCAGCCCACUACUUACAAUCCCAACAAUGGAGCUUAUCGGUUUAAGACCACUUCACCACCGCAAAGUUCCACCAAGGUGACGGGCAAAGGAGUCCAGGACUUCGAGAAGCGCAGUAAGCCCACAACGGCGGCAGUGCGGAAACAGAAACUCGGUCCCCAGGAGUCCAACUACAUCAAUCAGAAUGAGUUUGUGGACCUGUCGAAGGUUCCCAAGCCUCAGCCCUUCCAAGUGGCGCAAAAUGCCAAGCCCAACCAACUGGAACCACAUUAUCAGCGACACAAGCCACAGGUCACCCGAGUGGGUGGCCAGGAGCCGGCUCCGUUUUCCGCUCCCAGUUCCAAGCCCCGUUCUUUCACCAGCCGGGGCAGCAUUACCUACAAGGCCACCACCGAGCGUAAUGUGGACCAGGAGCUGUACUACCCCACCACUAGUGCUACGACCAGGGGGAAGGAGGCCUUCACACCCACCACUUUCCGACCCACCACCUAUAAGAAACCCUAUGAGCAGAGUUACCAGACGCAGCUAACCCACCGACCCACCCACCAGGCAGUGGUCAAAAAGGUAACCACUUCCGUGACGGCAGCACCACACACCACAGCCAAUCCCAACGCGAAUGUGGAUGAGAACGAUGGGCAGUACCAUCCCGAGCUCUACGAGAACGACUUCCCCCGCAAUCGCAUCCGAUUCCUGCGCAACCGAUCCACCAGUUCCACCACCUCCACCACAAGUGCUCCGGUGGCUUCCAGCAGGCAGCCACAUGGCUUCCAGCAGGCGCACAGCCACCUGAAGAGCCAGCAGCAGUCCACCUAUCAGAAGGAGAGGGAGCGGGAGCGGGAACGGCAACGGGAAGCGGAGGCGGACCUCAGCGACGAGGAUGAGCUCUUUAAGACCGCCCAGUCCCUGAACUUCGGUGCGGCCAGCAUCAACAAAUUGAGGGCGGACAUCUACAAGGCGGAGAAGACUUCGCAGCAGUACAACUCGCAGUACAGUCCGCAGCUGGCGGCAUCUAGUCCGCAGGCCAGCAGUAGCACCACCGCUAGCACCACCACGACUACCACAUCCACAACCACCAGCACCACCACCACCCGUCGACCACCGACCACUGCCAGAACAACCACCAUUACCACGAGUGCACCACCACAGGGGGCGUCCAAGAAGUCGGUGAAGAGCAAAAAGGAGCAGCAGCAGCUGGAGAAAAAGGAGCGACCGGCCGGCAAGAGGCCUCCUCAUGCGGACGAGGACACCAGCUACGACUACGCCUACUACGAUACGGACUGAGCGGCUAUCCUGCCCAGGACUCGCACCAACUACUCGAUAGCCCUGCUCCAGAUUCCAGACAUCCCCCCUAAAUAGGUGCCACAGUAUUUUAAACAGACAGUAUCCCCAACCAUGCUCAUCAGAACUCUAAACUCCAUAUCCAUAUCCAUAUGCAUAUCUUACUUACGAACCGCUUGACACCCAUUAACACUCGCGUACAUUCAUUCAAUCCGUUUCAGAUGCGUUCUAAUGAAUUUCCAUGCGUGUAUCUAGUUAUUUAAAUAAAAAGAAUAUAUGUUUAGUCGUUAGACAAUUGUUGAAUUGAAGCGAAUUGGCAGCGAAAACCGUAUCGA